CACACACACACACACACACACACCUUGUAUUAUUUAUUAAUUCCCAAGGAAGGAUUGAGCCAGGAUCAAGAGGCUUUGAUGAAGUGUGACAGCCCGAGGGAGUGAGAGCCAGCGACAGAGCUGAGACAGACCUGUGACAAAGUCAUUCUGAAAACCUUCAAACACAAGCCCCUCUAGAAUUUCAGGCUUCCAGAGCCUCUCAGGGGCAACUGUCCUGUAGCUUAUCCAUGUCACCUCUUUCCCUCCCUUUCUGUUCCUCAUGGAUCCUUUUCAGGGAAACCAGAAAAACCCACGAUUUCCAACACAGUGACUGAGAAAGAGCAGCAGGAGAUCAAACUGUCCCAUAGAGAAAAGCCCAGGGAGUAAUGAUGUUCCCUCUCAUUCCUGACUUUAGUUGUCCUGACGUGGAUGGCAAUUCCUACACCUGCCGAGUUGUUGAGCUCUGUAAAGUCUUUCUGAUUGUUCUCUGCAACACUUUGACGCUGUCCCGGAAACCAGCACUUUGCUAUUGAUUGGGCAUCAAUGGGCGCUGAGCAAUAGAGCAGAAAAGGUUAAAUGAAGAGGACAGACUGCAGACAUUACAAUACUGUCUACACUUCCACUGACUGCAAAGAGCUUUGGAAUGUCCUGAGGUGGUGGCAGGCGCUAGAGCAAUGAUUCCGAUGCUGGGGUAAGAGCUGAUUCAUGGAAACCAACUCUGGUCAGGAUAGAGUCAUCCCAUUGGCUCCCAGUGCCAAGUGAUCAGCCAACCACAACAUCCAUCUGAUGUAUCAAUCAGCUGGAAGAAAUCUCUGGAAUUCCUGAGCCCCUGAGGGUGUGCUCACACUGAGGGCUCCAUCUCGCAUCACGGUCUAGUCAGAACGAUGCCCCUGUUCAGUCUGUUGACACUCCAGGCCCUGUCGCUGAGCCUGGGUCUCGCUGGCCAACACUUCCCAUCCUGGGGUCACUAUGAUCUGUGUAAAACCCAGGUUCACAGGGAUCAGGGACUGAGCUGGGAUUACAUGGCAUGUCAGCCUGAAGCUGCCCAACUCACCAGGUUUCUGAAGAUCAGCUUGGACCCCCCCAACAGUACAUGUGGGGAGAGCCCCGAGAUGUACUGCACACUGGAGAACCCGUACAUGUGCAACAAUGAGUGUGACGCUCGCACGCCUGAGCUCGCACACCCCCCCGAGCUAAUGGUGGAUGAUGAGGGCCGGGUCCCAAACACCUUUUGGCAAAGUGUCUCAUGGAGGCAGUUCCCGGAGCCUCUGGUGGUCAAUCUGACCCUGUCCUGGGGUAAGAGCGUCGAGCUGACCGAGGAUAUUAUCAUCACCUUUGAGUCAGGCCGGCCAGAGCAGAUGGUGCUGGAGAAAUCGCUCGAUCAUGGACGAACGUGGCAGCCAUACCAGUUCUACGCAGCCGACUGCCUCAGUUCCUUUGGCAUGGAAUCUCGGAGAGCGCGGGAUCUGAGUGUCACUUCCGUCCUGGACAUUAUCUGCACCGAGGAGUAUUCUCGGGGCUAUGUGUGGAAGCUGGAGAAGACGGUGCGAUUUGAGAUCCAGGCGCGGUUUGCCCUGUUUGGGGGACCCUGGCUCCGUGAUAUGGCCUCCCUGUACAGCCACUUGGACACUACCAAGGAGCUGAGGGACUUCUUCACUGUGACUGACCUGAGGCUGCGGCUCCUCCGGCCUGCUACAGGCCCCACCAGUGUCGACCCUCACAACCUCUCCAGGUACUUCUAUGCCAUCUCCAACCUGGACAUCAGGGGCAGGUGUAAGUGCCAUCUUCAUGCCAACAACUGCAUCCUGGAGAGCGGGAGGCUGAGCUGUCAAUGUGAGCACAACACAACAGGCCAGGAUUGUGAAAGCUGCAGGAAUGGUUUCCAAGGGCGGCCGUGGAGAGCAGGCUCCUACCUCCCUAUCCCCAAAGGAACGGCCAAUGUCUGCCUCCCGGACAAAACCCCCAGUGACCACUGUCAAUGUUUCGGACACUCGACCCGGUGCAGUUUCCUCCAGCUGUUCCAUGCUGCUGUUUGUGUGAACUGUAGACACCACACCAGGGGCCGACGCUGCCACUUGUGUCGUUUGGGCUACCAUCGAAACCCUACAGCUCAGCUCCACCAUCACAACGUCUGCUUAGACUGUCAGUGUAACCCUGACGGCGCUCUGCACCGACGCUGUAAUGACACGGGGUAUUGUGUCUGCAAGUCUGGAGCAACAGGGCCCAAGUGUGACAAGUGUCUGCCUGGAUAUUACUGGCACAGGGGCUGUCGAGCCAGUGUUUGUGAUAACGUGCUGAGCCGGUGUGAGAAUGGGGGAGUGUGUGAGGACAAUGGCCGGUGCUUGUGCCAGCCUCCAUACACGGGAUUGCUGUGUGAGAAACACCAGUGCAGGAAGGGCACAGGAGCCUGUGUCUCACACUCACCCCAAGAACCAAGCUUCCACAGCCUGCUGCUCUCCCUCACUGCCCUGCUCAUCACUGCUAACGACCAUGGGCCCCUCUGAGCAGCUGCCAGCCCCCAGAGCCUCACGGGAUGGUGCAGAAAAUACAGCAGAAUCCAGACUUCCCUCCCUCAGCCAGACUAUCCCAGGGAAAAGCUAACUGGAACUAAUGCCAAAUACAUCCCAGAUCCUGGACACAGCCAGGAGUCACCAGGAUGUGGAGUGAGAGAAUUUCCCAGGGGAACUGAGACAGCAGCUCAUCUCCAUUCUCCAAUCACAACAACCCUGGGGCCGACUCCGAGGCAACCAAACAGAGAAGCUGCAUUUAAAUAGCACCUUUCACCAGCUCAGGAUGUGCCACAGCAUUUUCCAGCCAAUCAAGGACUUUUCAGCAAAUAACAAGCUGUCGAUGAUGUGAUAAUCUGUUUGUGAAGUUGUUUAAGGGAUAAGUCUCAGCAAAGACUCUCUGGGAUAUCACCUCCUGCUGUUCUUUAAACUAGGAUACAAUUCCUCAUAUCAACCUGAUAAAACCUGUGAAUUUACAAUACUCCGUCAGUAUUGAACAUCCAGCACUGCGGCACUCCCUCAAUACUGACCCUCUGACAGUGCGGUACUCCCUCAGUACUGACCCUCUGACAGUGCAGCACUCCCUCAGUACUGACCCUCUGACAGUGUGGCACUCCCUCAGUACUGACCGUCUGACAGUGUGGCACUCCCUCAGUACUGACCGUCUGACAGUGUGGCACUCCCUCAGUACUGACCCUUCGACAGUGUGGCACUCCCUCAGUACUGACCCUCUGACAGUGCAGCACUCCCUCAGUACUGACCCUCAGUACUGACCCUCUGACAGUGCGGCACUCCCUCAGUCCUGACCCUUCGACAGUGCGGCACUCCCUCAGUACUGACCCUCUGACAGUGCAACACUCCCUCAGUACUGACCCUCUGACAGUGUGGCACUCCCUCAGUACUGACCCUCUGACAGUGCGGCACUCCCUCAGUACUGACCCUCUGACAGUGCAACACUCCCUCAGUACUGACCCUCUGACAGUGUGGCACUCCCUCAGUACUGA
Messenger RNA from Stegostoma tigrinum, 3490 nucleotides. Its product is annotated as netrin-G1-like. The record is from RefSeq and is a predicted model, not a curated record. The transcript is spliced from 10 exons. Bases 864 to 2483 code for a protein of 539 amino acids. NCBI's taxonomy places the organism in Eukaryota, Metazoa, Chordata, Chondrichthyes, Orectolobiformes, Stegostomatidae. Gene Ontology annotation, molecular function: cell-cell adhesion mediator activity.